ACCUGGAGGACACACCUCCCCUCAAGUCCGCUUAUGCUUCUGUUUCUUCGAGAGACUGUUGCCGCGGUCCGGAGUGUUCGUGUUUAUCUGCCUUUCGUAACAAAAAUGACUCUGGUCCAACUUUCAAGUGCUAAAUGCUUUGGAGGAUAUCAGAAGGUAUACGAACAUGACAGCUUGGAGUUGAAAUGCAAGAUGCGGUUUGGAAUCUACCUGCCUCCAAAGUCAGAGAGUGCAAAAUGCCCAGUGUUGUACUGGCUUUCAGGAUUAACCUGCACAGAACAGAAUUUCAUAACCAAAGCAUCCAGUCAGCAAGCAGCUGCUGAAUUUGGACUCAUUAUUGUGGUACCAGACACCAGUCCUCGUGGCUGCAAUAUUCCUGGUGAGGAUGAUAGCUUGGACUUUGGUACAGGGGCUGGAUUUUAUGUAGAUUCCUCAGAGGAACCUUGGAAGACCAACUACAGGAUGUACACAUAUGUCACAGAGGAGUUGCCUUUUCUCAUUGACGCUAAUUUCCCUGUGAUCCCUGAGAAGAAGUCUAUCUUUGGCCACUCAAUGGGCGGUCAUGGAGCUCUAGUGUGUGCCUUGAAAAACCCUGGAAAGUACAAGUCUCUGUCAGCACUGUCUCCGGUCUGCAAUCCUGUGCAAUGCCCUUGGGGCCAGAAAGCAUUUACUGGAUACCUAGGAUCUGAUAAAACCAAGUGGGAGAUGUAUGAUGCCACCUGCUUGGUAAAAUCCUACUCGGGACCUCUCCUGGACAUUCUCAUUGACCAAGGAAAGGAUGAUCAGUUCUUGGUUGCAGGGCAGUUGCUCCCUGAUAAUUUCAUCAAGGUGUGCACUGAAAAGAAGAUCCCUGUUGUUUUUCGGCUGCAGGAGGGAUACGAUCACAGUUACUACUUCAUCGCAUCAUUUAUCAGAGACCACAUCAAGCACCAUGCAAAGUAUCUCAAUGCUUAGGCACCAAAAUGAAUGGACAUCUACGUUCUACCUUUCCAUCAGAGAAGAUGAUAGUUCAGAUGAUUUAGUUUGAUAACACUUGCCCUUUCCUUUCUCUAUGUAGUGGCUGGCUGUACUAUGUGAGUUGCUAUGCCACUUGCAACUCCCCCUAGUGGGAAAUCACUGUCAUUGAUUUGCUUUUGAAAUUGUGUCAUUGUCGUGUGUAAAGGAACAGACAUUCUCUCUCUGGAGUAAAGUCAAUUGAAACAGCAAGCUGUGCUGAGGUAUUUGUAUACAGCAGAGCACUGCCAUCAAACCACCAUUGAAAUGAUUUGGAGACAGCCAUCUGGUUUAAUGCACCUCUGGUCUAUGCAUUUUAAUUACUUUCUGCUUGAAUUUGAAUUGGAACUGCACAGACUGUGCUCCAGUUGUUAGUACUUCACUCCCAGUUCAGGAGACCAGUGGACUUAUACAUGGUUAGCAAUGACUUGUUUGGUUUGUUCACGUACAUACAUACAUCCUCACCUCAUGGAUCUCACUCACUUGCAUAAACACUGUGCAUUACUUGGAACCUAAAGGUUCUUACUGCUGUUGCCAAUUAACUGGACUUUGAAAACUCAAAUUCGUUCCUCAGUCAUGCUUCAUUUACUUAUGCCUGGCUUCUGUCACCACACCGUUUUAAAAUCUGAAGAGAGAAAUAAUAUUUUAAUGCAGAAUUGACCAGCAGUUACAGAUAUUCUGUCCUAUGAAUACUGUCUGUUGUAUACUGACCAUUGGGUAAGCCAGGUAUGCCUGAAUUCCUUACUUGCAAGAUCAAUCAAACUACGUGAAGAUGUGCUGACUUCAAAGGGUAUGUUCUGCAUCCUUCUAUUACAUUCUUAUCUCGUCUCCACAACCCCCUACUCCCUGCUUAGCAAAGGGAAGUUUUGCGCUUCAAAGAUUUUUCUUGCUGGGCUAUUUGCACUGUAUCUGUAAUCUACCCUUGUUUUUUUGCAACUUUCACACCACUGUCUGUCUGUGGUCAUUCAUUUGAUUGUCCAGAGGUAGACAUUAUGCACACAUGCCUGCCUCUCUCAAAUUCCAAGCUCUGAUUCUUGUAUUUUUGUGGUUGUGAGAUAUCUAUCACCAAGUAAAUGAACUUGUUUUCAUUUAAAUUGUAGAACUGUACAAUAUCGGAACAGGCCCACCAUAUUUGGCUCACCACAUCAAUGCCAAUUAUCAUACCUAUUUAUACAACUUACCUGCACUAAUUCCCUCUCCCUUGAUGCCCAGCUCAUUCAAAUACCUCUACAGAUGCCUUUCAAAUGUGGUUCCUGUUUCUGCAUCCACCACCUCCUCUGUCAGUUCAUUCUGGAUACCACCAUUUUUGGAAACAUUUAACCCCUAUCUCACCUUAAACUUAUCUCCUCUAGUUGUAGGCACCCCUACAAUGGGAAAUAGACACUAGGUAGCUCUAUUUAUUCCCCUCAGGAUUUUCAAACCCCUCAGCCGCCUCUACAUCAGGGAAAACAGUCACAAUCUAUCUGGUCUCUCCUUGUAACUCAAGCCCCCAGUCCAGGCAACAUCCUUGUGUAUCUUUUUUGUACUCUGCGUAACUUAAUCACCUGCUUCCUUCGGUAUGAGUAGAACUGCAUGUGAUAUUUGAAGUGUGGUAUCACCAACAUUUUGUACUACUACAACAUGACAUUCCAAUUGUUGUAUUCAGUCUCUUGCAAAUGAAAAUGAAUAUCGCACAUCUUCACCACCUUCUACCAGACUUGCAGCUAUAUCUGCAACAAUUCCCAGGACCCUUCCAUUUAUGUCCCAUGUACUUCCUGCCCUGGUUUAACUUACCAAGUACAUCAUGUCGCACAAAAUGCUGAAGGAACUCAGCAGCAGGUCAGGCAGCAUUUAUGAAAAUGAAUAAACAUUUGAUAUUUUGGGCCAAGGCCCUUCAUCAGAACUGGAAAGGAAGGGGGAAGAAGCCAGCAUAAGAAGGUAGAGGGAGGACAAAUUAGAAUGUAAUACAUGAUGCCAGGUGUGAGAGAGAAGGGUGAAUGAAGUAAGAAGCUGGGAGUUAUACAGGUCCACAAUCCCUUAUCCAAAAUCGUUGGGGCCAGUUGCAUUUCGGAAUUCAGAAUUUUUCGGAUUUCAGAUCCCCUUCCCCGCGCCCCCCCCCCACCCCCCGAUAUCAAAAAACACGUAUGCUCAAGUCCUUUAUUUAACCUGCCUCAAUGUGGUGGACUUUAGGACCCGGCGGCACACCAAACCUACGCACAUCCUCCAGUAUACUUUAAAUCAUCUCUAGAUUACUUAUAAUACCUAAUACAAUGUAAAUGUUAUGUAAAUAAUUGUUAUACUGUAUUGUUUAGGGAAUAAUGACAGGAAGAAAUUUUAUUUCCAACAAAAACAUUUUAUAAAACAUAAAAAUAUACAGCUUCAAAUGAACCGAAUCAAGUACAUGGUAAAUGACUUAUUGGAAUAAAUGUAGAACGUCACUGUCACUGUAAAA
This is a messenger RNA of Mobula hypostoma (lesser devil ray), 3424 nucleotides long. RefSeq names its product esterase D/formylglutathione hydrolase (gene esd). The coding region runs from base 34 to 954 and encodes 306 amino acids. Gene Ontology annotation, biological process: formaldehyde catabolic process. Gene Ontology annotation, molecular function: S-formylglutathione hydrolase activity. Lineage: Eukaryota; Metazoa; Chordata; Chondrichthyes; Myliobatiformes; Myliobatidae. The record is from RefSeq and is a predicted model, not a curated record. Gene Ontology annotation, cellular component: cytosol. The transcript has 9 exons.